GAGUUUGCAUUGUUAGGUCUUCAUACGUGUGGAAGUUUAGCAGAAACCGUGUUGAAAUCAUUUGUGGACUUUGAUGAAUCCAAAAUAUUAAUUUUAGUGGGAUGUUGUUACAUGAAAAAGGAACCUGGCAGUGAAACAGAAAAUUAUCCAUUGAGUUCAUUUGUUAAAUCAUUGCCAAACCAUGAAUUGAGCUAUGAAGCUAAAGAAUUGGCUUGCCACGCAAUCGAAAUGUAUAUUAAGAGAUUGCAAGAUAAUGCCUCAUCGUUAAAGAUACACUGCUAUCGAGCUGCUCUCGAAAAAUGUAUCGUAAGUCAUUACCCGAGCUUAAAGCAUCUGGGUUUAAGGGGAGUGAAGCAUGCUGAAUGUCUUGCAUUUCAUGAGUAUGCGGAGCAAGCACUGUGUAAAGUGGAUGUGAAAAUACCAAAAGAAACUCUGCUUUCCCAAGAAACGGUUUCCUUGCUCUCUCGAUGGAAGGAGGUCCUCACAUUCUACUCCUUAAGGCUAAUCAUUGCACCAGUUAUUGAAACUCUCAUCUUAAUGGACAGGUUGCUGUAUUUAUAUGAAAAAGGUUGUCCUUGUUGUGUUGCCCCAGUAUUUGACCCAACACUCUCACCUCGAAAUUUUGUAUUACUUUCUGUGAAAGUCAAUAAAGAUGGGUCUAAUUAAUUA
Molecule: messenger RNA, 669 nt
Organism: Parasteatoda tepidariorum (common house spider)
Lineage: Eukaryota; Metazoa; Arthropoda; Arachnida; Araneae; Theridiidae
Source: RefSeq, a predicted model, not a curated record